Ahaetulla prasina is the source of this 5587-nucleotide messenger RNA. It is a transcript of the gene CNN2, whose product is annotated as calponin 2. Gene Ontology annotation, molecular function: actin binding. The transcript has 7 exons. Bases 451 to 1362 code for a protein of 303 amino acids. Gene Ontology annotation, biological process: actomyosin structure organization. The record is from RefSeq and is a predicted model, not a curated record. NCBI's taxonomy places the organism in Eukaryota, Metazoa, Chordata, Lepidosauria, Squamata, Colubridae.
AUGCAGCGGGACAAGGAGCUCUAGGGGGAUGGUGAAAGCUGCCCAAAUUCUGCCUUUAGGAUCCCAAACAGCGCGGCUUUAGUGAAAGAAACCUGUUGAAUCUCUGCCUGUCGUCCCAUCUGUUGAAAAAUACGGCCAAAUCGGGUAACCGACAGGAGGCGAAGGAGAACUGCCUCGACCACUUGGAUUUAAUUGAGAGGGGGGAUGCCCAGGACACUUAGGGGUUUCUGGAAAAAGACCCACACAGGAAACUCCCAUCCUUCAGGAAUUCGGCUCUUUGUGCCCUUAUAAGGCUAUUUCAACUCCUGGCCAAUCAGCAAGAGAGAGGCGGCGCUCUCUUGGCCCCAAAACUUCGGGUAAGAAGAAGGAGGCGCUGAAAGUGGCGGCCCGCUGAGACGGUCUUGAGCGCGCCUCGCCUUCGUUGGAGAGCCCGUCCUGUUCCGGAAGAGGAUGAGCAGUAACCAAUUCAACAAGGGCCCCAGCUACGGCUUGUCUGCGGAAGUCAGAAAUCGGCUUGCCCAGAAAUAUGAUCCACAGAAGGAAGCAGAGUUGCGGGUAUGGAUAGAAAACCUCACUGGGAGGCAGAUUGGCCCCGAUUUCCAGAAGGGGCUGAAAGACGGCGUCAUACUAUGCGAAUUAAUAAACAAACUGCAGCCUGGUUCGAUUAAAAAAAUCAACACCUCCUCUCUCAACUGGCAUCAGCUGGAGAACCUCUCCAACUUCAUCAAGUCCCUACUUAGUUAUGGUUUGAAGCCUGUCGAUUUGUUUGAGGCCAACGAUCUGUACGAGAGUGGGAAUAUGACUCAAGUGCAGGUGUCGCUCCUGGCUCUGGCAGGCAUGGCAAAAACAAAAGGCAUUGAAAGUGGGAUGGAUAUUGGAGUGAAAUAUUCGGAGAAACAGGAGAGAGCCUUUAAUGAUGAAAAACUCAAGGCUGGACACUGUGUCAUCGGUCUACAGAUGGGCACCAACAAGUGCGCUAGCCAGUCAGGAAUGACCGCCUAUGGAACCAGGAGGCAUCUCUAUGAUCCCAAGAACCAGAUACUACCUCCAAUGGACCAUUCCACCAUCAGUUUGCAGAUGGGUACCAAUAAGUGUGCUAGCCAGGUGGGCAUGACGGCUCCAGGAACCCGCCGGCACAUCUAUGAUUCCAAGCUGGGCACAGACAAAUGCGAUGACAGCUCCAUGUCCCUCCAAAUGGGCUCCAACCAGGGUGCCAAUCAGAGCGGGCAGGUGUUCGGUUUGGGCCGCCAAAUCUACGACCCCAAGUAUUGCCCCCAAGGCAACGCUGGGGUGGCGAGCAACGCAGCCCCCAUUGAGGAUCAGAACUCAGCCAAUUAUUAUUAUUAUCAGGAGGACCAGUGAACUGGAUGUAUUCUUUCCCUUGCCCUGUUUUCUGUUCUUUUCCCAAACCAUCGCUGGGCAAUUCCUGGCAAAGUCCAGCAAUUCUGCAAUGUAUGUAUUUUUAUUUUUUUUCAAAGGACAAAAAAAAAAAAAAGAGUUGUCCAAGCUUCAUUUCCCUUCUACCCCUCAAGGAUAGGAAAACAUAGAAGUGAUUAUCCUUUUUUUUAUUAUUUUUAAGAAAGAGAGUAAAGUUGAUCUUUAAUGUUACAAGGGUUAGACAAAGAUCGUGUGAACUUUCCCUAAUGCCCAAAUUUACCUCUAGAAACUGGAAAGAAUAAAGAUUGCAGUAUUGAUUUCACGCUUCAAAAAAAAAAAAAAUCCUCACUAUCCUGAACGAUUUAUUUAAAUUAUACAUAUGCAGAUGGAGAGGGUUGCAAAAUUUAACCUGGUAUGUCCAGAAAAAGGAAGCCAUUUCCAAAACCUGAAAAUCAUACUUUAUAACUGUCAUUGGUCGCAAUGCCGAGCUAGAAUUUUUUAAAACUAUGGUUUGUUGAACAAGCCAGAGAUCACGGGAAUCUUCCCAACACUCCUGCAUCUGGUUUGUAUAGCUUGCAUUACCUGAGUGAAAUUUGGCCUGGUUGGAUUUGGUGGGGUAUUCAGGUAGUCUUCGGCUUAUGACCACACUUGAGCCCAACAUUGGGUCCUUGAGUGGCUCAGACUGCUAAGACAGUCUGUUAUUAACAGCAGCUGCUUGCAAUUACUGCAGGUUCAAGUCCCACCAGGCCCAAGGUUGACUCAGCCUUCCAUCCUUUAUAAGGUAGUUAAAAUGAGGACCCAGAUUGUUGGGGGCAAUAAGUUGACUUUGUAUAUAAUAUACAAAUGGAUGAAGACUAUUGCCUGACAUAGUGUAAGCCGCCCUGAGUCUUCGGAGAAGGGCGGGAUAUAAAUGCAGAUUAAAAAAAAACCAUUUCUGUUCCUAAACAAUAUUAUUAUUUACUGAAUUUUGCCCCUUUUUACGACCUUUCUGGCCACCGUUGUUAAGUAAAUCACCACAGUUGUUAAGUUAGUAAUACAGUUGUAAAGUGAAUUUGCUUCCCCAUUGAUUUUGCUUUGUCAGAAGGUCAUAAAAGGUGAUCAUAUGACACAGGAACCUUCAUAAAUAUGAGCCAAUUACCAAGCGUGCGAAUUUUGAUCACGCGAUCAUGGCGAUGCUACGGUGGUGAUAAGUGUGAAAAAUGGGCAUAAAACACAUUUUUCAGUGCUGCUGUGACUUUUGAACUGUCACUAAAUGAAUCGUCGUAAGUCGAGGACUACCUGUAAUGCCCCACCUCACCUGGAGCCUUAGCCUGCCUCCUCCGAACAACAUCAGGAGGCAUUGAAGGAAAAAUAAAACCUUGUUCCCAACAACCAGAUGUUAUCCUCAGUUCCCAUUUAGUUCUGCACAGAAUUUUCCCUGUUUAAUUUCCAACCAAUCAGAAUGGAUUGAUACCAGGCCGGAUGGACCAAUAGCAAGAGCUGAGAUAAGAUACUUUCAUUUCCCCACAUCCAUAAUAGCAAUAGCACUUAGAAUUAUAUACCGCUUCACAGGGCUUUAUAGCCCUCUAAGCCAGGGCUGUCAAACUUGAUUUCAUUGAGGGCCCCAUCAGGGUUGUGUUUGACCAUGUGGGGUGGGCUUGGACAGUUCAACAUCACUCGUGUCAGGGGCACCUGUGGUGGCCUGAGCGUUCUGCCAGCGAAAAUGGGCUCCCAAGUUCUGUUUCCGGCUGCGACUGCCUCCUGCAACCCUCUGCCAGGAAAAAUGGAGCUCUGGAGGGCCAUUCACAAUCCUCCUGAACGCCGUUUUCGCCGGCAGAAGUACCACGGGCUGGUCCUUCGCUGUUUCCAGGGCAACCCCACGGGCUACAUCUAAGCUCUCCGCGGGCCGAAUGCACCCAGCGGGUCUUGAGUUUGACACCCCUGCUCUAAGCGGUUUACAGAGUCAGUAUAUUGCCCCCAACAAUCUUGGUUCUCCCGAAAUAGGUGGAAAGUUUAUUCUUUCUUCCAAGUGUUCAAGGGGAAUUAUUCUGAUCCCCUUUACGUAUUUUAGGUGACCACGUCAAGGCUACAUAAAUCCAGACAACAGCUUUUAGAGGGCAGCACAUACAUGCUGGAAACUCAAUUUUUGCUGCGGUCCAACAGGGCUGUCUGGAUUUACAGCCCUGUAAUUUCACUGCAAAGUAAAUCUUGAGGCCUUUGUGGCUGUAACAGAAUCAUGUAAUUGGAUAUUGAUAGGCUUUUUAAUUCAAGCACUGAAAUCUUCCCUGAUAAACAUUUCUAUGCUAUUAAAAAGAAAUGGAUAUGCUACCUUCACCAGCCCGGUCACUAUUGGGAUACGAAACCUCAGAAUUCUCAGCCAGCUCAGCUGAAAAAUUAAUCUAGACUGGAGGGAAAUGGCGCGAAAGGUAUAAAACUGGAAUGGGGGGGGGGUGGAAAAGGAUUGGUAAUUUGCCCAACGGAGAGUAGAAGCUUCAUUACCUUCAAAGGUGUCCAACCUUGGCUACUGUUAAGAUUCGUGGACUUCAACUCCCAGAAUUCCCCAGCCAACAUGAGGAAUUCCAUGACUGGAAUUCUGGGAAUUGAAGUCCACAAGUCUUAAAGUGGCCAAGGUUGGACAACCCUGAUUACUUUAAACUAGUUUAGUGAACAAACGAAUGCGUUUCUUUCCAGAAUAUGUCCUUAAUUCUGUCUAGGCCCUUGGCAUGUUUUCAUUCUCACGUUCAUUCCCUCUCUUUGGAAGCUGUAUCAGAUUUUUAAUCCAAGGCGAUGAAGUGUAGAAAGUAGAUACUAGCUAGGAUCAUUUCUUUAAUACUUAUGGCACUUAAGUUUCAAAAGAAUUUUGUGGUUUAAUUCACUGUUUCUCAAGCUUAGCAACUUUAAGAUGUCUGGACUUCAACUCCCAGAAUUCCCCAGCCAGCCAAGCUGACUGGGGAAUUCUGGGAGUUGAAGUCCAGACAUCUUAAAAUUGCUAAGCUUGAGAAACAUUGGUUUAAUUCAUCCUUUAUCCGCUGUUACAAAAAGGAGUUUGAACCCAGAUGAAACCUCUCUCCAUUGUCUGAUAUUCAGUUAUAUCGAAUCUGUUUGGCUUUCUGCGAGUAAAUGAUUGACCACUUUUUCAGAAGCUAGCUGCUUAUUGAUAUCACAGGGGUGAUGCUGGAUUAGAACUUUUUUUUUUUACUGUAUUUUUAUACUGGAAAACUAACAAUGUGUAGCUAUCGGUCUUCAUCAUUUUUAAGAUUUGAUUCUGCAAGGGUCACUGUUACUCAAGCAACACCCAUAGGGAUGUAAGAUUUCAUGUUGCAAGGAUGGGGAUAUCUAACCUGUAGAGGUCUAGGAGCUUGAAAAAAAAACUUUCAGAAGUCCUAUUUCUCUCCUCUGGCCCCUCCUCAGUUUGAUAGGGCUUAAUAUUCUUUUUUUUUUCUGCUGCUAUACAACGGAUCAAAGGACCAUGAUCAAAAUAAAGCUUUUAAGUCUAGGUACCUGCAUAAAGGUCUUAGGGACUAGAUACUUAAGGACUAAUAUAUUUAAACAUCAUUGCUUUUUCAGACAUUGGAUAGUUGCCUUAAUUUUUUUAUAUGCUGGGGGGAAAAAAGAAAUCAUGAUUUCUUUGCCAUGCUAGCUUUCUUAGCAGAAAUGAAUGUUUCAUUACUGUAUUAGGUAACACUAUCCAUGCUGCCUAGCAUGAAUGAUGUUACCUAGUAUGGUAAUGAAACGUCUGCCAGAAAAACCACCAAGCUCAGAGAGCACCAAGGACCCCACAGUUCAAUCCUAAGCUACAAAUACUAUUCCUUUCCAGCUGAUGUGUCAAUCAAGAAGUAGAGAUAGCUCUAAUUUGCACACACUUGUAUUAGACAAUUUAGACUUUCAGGAUGCUACAAAGCUUUUGACUGUGGACAAUAUUUCUGUAUGAAUAGUCUCUAGCAUUUGACUUGCCAAGGGAUGCAUUUUGUGAAUGAAGGUUUUUAAAUCUCUUAAAAGCCUGUAUUUUUUAACCCAGCUUCCCUCUAUUUUAAUAAUCAAUGUUCUUUCUUUUAAACAAAAACUGGAUCUGCUCUUCUGUAACGACAUAGGUAGAGCUACCUACAUUUCUCUGGCAGAGAAGCCGACGCAGAACGCAUGCUGUCUUAUCUUAGAAAUAGCGGUAGGACUGAUGGACAAAAUGUGAACCUGCAAUAUUUGAAUUUAAAUAAAAGGGCUUCAAAAGCAAAAA